This is a messenger RNA of Dreissena polymorpha, 3047 nucleotides long. Its product is annotated as leucine-rich repeat and immunoglobulin-like domain-containing nogo receptor-interacting protein 1. Bases 658 to 2259 code for a protein of 533 amino acids. Gene Ontology annotation, cellular component: extracellular matrix. The transcript is spliced from 3 exons. Gene Ontology annotation, molecular function: protein binding. The record is from RefSeq and is a predicted model, not a curated record. Lineage: Eukaryota; Metazoa; Mollusca; Bivalvia; Myida; Dreissenidae.
UAUAAUAUUUAGAAGAAAAGACCAAGACAUAUUUAUCUGUUUAAAUUUAAACCAGUGAGUAUCAUUAUUUGGUGAAAAAACAAUUAUCUAUGUUAUUAAAGUUAACACAUGUUGUGUAAUUAAAGACGACGGAUAACAUUGAGACCUGGAAUUAUGAAAAUGUGUAUGACAAUUUUUCUUUUCUUUUUAAUCAGUUGAACUGUGAAGGAUAUUGUCUCCAGAUUUUACUGCGUUAAGGAAAUUGUACGCGUUACUCAAGUCUUUUAACUAAAGUGCUAAAGGCUUUACAUAAACCUAUUGCGAAACCCUGUUCUGCGCGUUUUCCUUCUACCAUGAUUUUCGCAAGAAUUGCAUCACAACAUGCAGCAUGAUUCGAUUCAUGGCGUGGAUCAUGUGCGCAUUCCGACAACGGAACAUGACAAGAACUGCUUCCUGGCCACAUUUAUUGGCUACCUUUGCGCAGCGCGUUGGGUUCACUGUAGGGUAGAGUAUACGCCGAUCAGUCAGUGAGAUUCGUGUGACUGGGAAACGCGUUUCAAAUAAAAUGCGGUUUUGAGGAUUUAAACAAGACGAACGAUGACACACUCUUAGAACUCCGGAACGCACGUGCAUCCAAAUGACAAGACAACGAUAUGAUUCAACUUUAAGCACUGAAUAAUGGUGGCUUGGGAUCUCUUGCGCAUGCUCAUUUCUGUGACGGUGGUAACGACGCAUGCGCAGUUCCAGUGCCCGGAUAUGGCGCCACACUGUACAUGUAGCGAGCGUGUGGCGUGGUGGUCUCUUCAAUUGGACUACGUUAAACUAAAAACUGUCAAUUGCUCGCACAAUAAAUUAGCUGAGAUUCCAGACCUUUCGCCACUGUCUGAAGUAUCGUUUGAUGUACUGCUGCUGAACAACAACAAUAUCAAACAUUUGAAGAGGUCAAAUUUCGCAAACAUAAGUGUAACUGAAAUUGUUCUGCGCAAGAAUCCUUUAAAGCAAAUAGACACGGAUGUUUUUCAAGACUUAGCUGAUGACUUACAAAGUUUAGACAUGGAUAGUGAUAGGAUUAAGAUAGAUUCCGGUUUACCUUUCUUGCGAGGACUGCAUAAUUUAAAAGUACUUGACCUUGGUUAUAACCAAUUAAAGAACAAGUUUAAAUCAUUCCCGCCCGGUAUAUUUAGUGGCUUAAAUCUUAAGUCGCUGAGAACAUUGACGUUACAAGCACUGCAGAUGUCUCGACUUGAUCCAGGAACGUUUCAAGGCAUCGAAAAUUUGGAACAGCUAGAUCUUUCAUUUAACUUCCUGUUUGAAUUUCCAAAGGAAGUGUUGACAUUGAAAAAUCUGAAAGAUUUAAAACUGUUCACUAAUGACAUGGGUCAAUUGCUUAAUAACACAUGUAAGGGUUUGACAAAGCUACGGCAACUGUUAAUAGGUGUGAAUGAAAUUGAAUUUAUAGACAAUGCUGCAUUUAGGGAUCUUGACAAUUCUAUAGUGGAACUAAAUCUCUACCAUAACCCAUUGUACAAAGUACCAACGGAAGCUAUACGUAAUUUGACAAAACUACAAAGUCUCAGUCUUGUAAAAACUUAUCUAAAUGAAAUUGAGAACGGAUCGUUUGUCGGUGAGUAUAAAUUAAAGGAAUUGCAUCUGGAUCUCAAUCCGGAUUUAACAUUUGAUAAUGAAGGUAUGUUUUAUGGCAUUGAAGAUUCGCUGGAAGUAUUAUAUCUAAGAUCCCUCAAUCUUACACAGUUACCGCUGGAUGUUUUAACUCGACUUGAGAAACUCAGAUAUCUGGAUGCAUCAAACAAUGCAUUCAAUAACAUUGACAAGCAUUUCUUUAAAGGUCUACAUCUGUCUAAUAUACAGUUAACAUGGAACAAAAUAAAACACGUGGACCAUAUGGCUUUUCAAGACUUUCACAAAGGUGUGAUAUUGAAUUUGCACCAUAACAUGUUAAGUGAUAUUGAUUUUAUCCUCGAAGUUGAGGCGUGUACUUUUGACGAAGUCCUAGUGACAGGCAAUAGCAUCAAAUGCGACUGUCCCUUGGAGGAAGCCUUAAAUAGUGGCCGCGUGGCAUGGCAGGUUGUCGGAGAAUGCUAUGUUGAUGAAACUGACAACCGGUAUGACUUCAAAGAUCCCUCUCUGAUGAAAUACCUGCACACGAAGUGUCCAAAAACGUCUCCAAAGACUUCGUGUUUUGAAGCAGCGCCUGUCUCCGCGUCGGAACAUUUGAAACUGAUGCAUUUUCUAUACUUGCUUUGGUGUGCACUUAUAUGACCGCUUCUUUAGAAACAAAUUGACCUUUGUACUUGAAACCGUUUCGCAAAAUGAGUAUCCGCAUUCGUUACAUACUACACAUUUGUUUGUGUGAUUGUUUAGAAAAUGUUUGUACGAAUGUUACAGUUCCAUAUUUAUAUGAUAUGUAUUUUGGUGCAAUAUUGUUUAAAGGUUAAAGUUGCGGUUUAUAGACUGCUUCGAUAUGCAGCUUCAGCCGACUUCGACAUUAACCCCCGAUCACUGGGAUUUAAGUCGUUCGUUUAUAUAUAAAAUGUAUUGUUUCUUUGCAAUGUCCAUGUAACUUUGUUUUAGAGACAAAAGACAAACACACUUAGACAAAAUUGUAGUCUACAUAUAAGAAGAUUUUCAAAGCAUCCGACAUUCCAUGUGUCUAAUAACACAUAACAUAUUUUAUACUUAUAUAUGUAGAAGCGUUGACGUAUCAAAUGAAUUAUUUUAGUGACAAAAAUACAGUUUUAAACUUACGUUCUGCAUUUUAUACAAGACAUUAAAUAUUUAAAAUUACUGAAAUAACAUUGUUAUUUAACAAAACCAAUAAAAAUAACCAAGUGUUUGUGUUUCAAAGUUGACAUUUUCUUAUGUGAUAGCUACAAAUUGUGUGUUUCAAUUUUGAUGUUAUUAUAUGUUAUGAUAUCUUUUACGUUUAUAUAGUGUUUUUACAAAGAUUCUUACAUCAUCAAGGAUUUUAGAAUUUGCUUGAACAAUUGAAGUGUUCGUAACCAGUGCCAUUUAACAUAAAUGCAUACGUGUAAUAAAAUUUGCUAAAG